Messenger RNA from Ciona intestinalis (vase tunicate), 1591 nucleotides. NCBI's taxonomy places the organism in Eukaryota, Metazoa, Chordata, Ascidiacea, Phlebobranchia, Cionidae. The record is from RefSeq.
UUUGAAGCUAUACCAGCCAUUGGAAGCAAGCAUGAGAUUAUUGCUAUUCAUGUAUUUUUACUUGAACUUUGCGAAAGGCAAUACCUAUACGGAGACAGAGCAUAAGCAAAAUCUGAUCCAUUAUCUGUUCCCAAAUAAUACAGACAGGAGUUAUAAUAAAUGGGUUCGACCAGUGAAGCAUGCCACCGAUGUAUUGAGGGUUGAGUUCCAGUUGGUGAUUCGACAACUGCUAGAUGUGGACGAGAAGCAUCAACUAAUGAGCACCAACGUAUGGAUGAAACAGAAAUGGAUUGACCGCAACCUACGUUGGGUGCCAGAUGAAUACGGAAACAUUACCUCCAUAAGAAUUCCAUCAGAGUGGUUGUGGCUGCCUGAUGUUGUUAUGAUGGAAAACACCGACGGUAACUUCACUGUAAGCCAUAUGACAAGUGCCCACGUGCGGCAUGAUGGUUCGGUGGCAUGGCAACCACCAGCGUCGCUAAAGAGCUGGUGCUACAUUGAUGUUACUUAUUUCCCUUUCGACGUACAAAACUGCACUAUGAAAUUUGCUUCGUGGACCUAUGGAAACAACACAGUACAACUUGUCCCUAUGGAAACCAAGGUUGACGUCACAAACCUUCUUCAUAACGGGGAGUGGGACAUUGUUGACACUCAUGUUGAACAUACAUCAAGUAGUGAUUCUUCACUUUAUAUAAAAAGGAACACCAUCGAAACGAUAGAAGUUAUGUUUGGUCAGAACGGUAUAUCAUAUUGUUUUGUUAUGAAACGGUUGCCACUAUUCUACAUUGUGUUUCUGAUCACACCGUGUCUAGGAAUUUCGUUCCUUACAGCUCUUGUCUUCUAUCUUCCCUCUGACUCCCAGGAGAAGAUCACUCUCUGCAUCUCAGUGCUCCUGGCUCACACAUUUUACCUUCUUGUGAUUACGGAAAUCAUCCCAUCAACAUCCAAUGCGAUUCCAUUAAUCGGGGAGUACCUCCUCUUCACUAUGAUAUUCAUAACGUUAUCCAUCAUAGUGACAACAACAGUGAUAAACGUUCACUACAGGUCUAACACUACACACAGACCAUUACCGAAGCACCUUCGAUACGUUCUUCUUACCGUGGCUCCCAGCAUUCUAUGCCUGAGGAAGUUUUCAAGUAGAAUCCAAUGGAACUUGCCUCUAAUAAACCUGAGCGCUUCCAUUCUACAACGACGACUAAAAGAAUGCGAAGACGUAACGACGUCACCGUCAAGUCGGCCUUACCCCAACCCUGAAGUGAUCACAGCUUACCAGUGUGUGCGUUUCCUAGUUCGGAGAAUAAAGAAAAAAGUACGACACAGAAGAGAAAAGGAGGAAUGGAUGUAUGCCGCCAUGGUGAUGGACAGAAUAUUUCUGGCUGUUUUUCUCUUUGUAUCGUUGGUAGGCACCAUAGUUUUAUUCCUGCCUGCCCUUGCCAAAUAUCACGAACAUUCCGGAUCAAGAGAAGAGAUGGCAAAUCAUUGAAAAAAAAAAUUUUUUUUUCAUAUUUCCAAGCGAAUUCUAAAAAUUGUUUUAAUUAAAACUGUAGAGUUACUUGUUUAAAGCAAUAAAAAAAUCUAUUACAUUAGUUUA